GAUCGUCCCUGCCAACUAUUCCUAAGCAGGAGGAGGAGCUGUUCACAGGCAUAAAUAGCCAUUAGGGAUCAGUCCAGAAACCCCUGCAUUCCACCUGGGUGACCAUCUCGCUCUGGACAGCAGCUCUGGGCAGGCAAUGCUGAGAAUGAAGAGAAUGGCGCUGACCCUGGUUCUGGGGCUCUUGGUGGCUGUGUGCUGCCACCCCGGUGGCACAGUGGAUGAGGAGAGCCCAGUCCAGGAGGAGCAGGACAAGGCUAUGCAGGCGGACAUGCUUAGCACCGUUUCCUCUAGCAACACCCAAUUUGCCUUGGACCUCUAUAAGUUGUUGGUCCUCACAAAGCCUGAGGAGAAUGUCAUCUUCUCCCCCGUGAGCAUCUCCACCAGCGUGGCCUUGCUCGGCCUGGGGGCCCGAGGAACCACCCUGGCAGAGAUCGUGAAAGGCCUGAAGUUCAGCCCCACAGAGAGCCGCAUGGCCGACAUCCACCGGGGCUUCCAGCACCUCGUGCGCACACUCAACCAGCCCCGCGAGCAGCUGCAGCUCAGCACGGGCAACGCCAUGUUCAUCCAAGAGCAGCUGGAGGUGCUGGCCUCGUUCCUGGACGAUGCGCGCGCCCUGUACGCGGCCCAGGUUGUCCUCACCGACUUCGAGCAGCCGGCAGCCGCUGAGCAGCUCAUCAAUGACUUCGUCAGCAAUGAGACCUAUGGGAAGAUAGUAGACUUGAUCAGCAACCUGGACCAGGACACGGCCCUGAUUCUGGUGAAUUACAUCUUCUUGAAAGCCAAGUGGGAGACACCCUUUGACCCCGAGGAUACCUUCGAGUCCAGGUUCUACCUGAACAAGAGCCGAUCCGUGCAGGUGCCCAUGAUGAAGGUUGAGGACCUGACCGUACCCUACUUGCGGGACAGUGUGCUGUCCUGCACCGUGGUGGAGCUGAAGUACUUAGGCAACGCCAGCGCCCUCCUCAUCCUUCCCGACAGGGGCAAAAUGCAGAAGGUGGAAGCAAAGCUGCUCCCGGAAACCCUGGCCAGGUGGAGGAACAACCUGAAGCCCAGGUUCAUAGAUGAGCUCUACUUGCCCAAGUUUUCCAUCUCGGGCAACUAUGAACUGCAGAGCUUACUUCCCCAGAUGGGCAUCAGGGAAGCCUUCUCCACACAGAGUGACCUGUCAGGAAUCACCACAAGUCACCAACUGAAGGUCACCCAGGUGGUGCACCGCGCUCUGCUUGAUGUGGCAGAGAACGGCACUGAAGCCGCGGCCGCCACCGGAAUGAAAAUGAUUCCUAUGUCUGCAACACUGAACCCGACAAUUAUACGAUUCGACAGGCCCUUUCUGAUGAACAUCUACGACACAAACAGUGACUCCAUUCUCUUUCUAGGCAAAGUGGUCAACCCCAGUCAGUCACAGAGCUCCUAACUGAGCUGUGGGCUUUCACUGAGGAGCAGGGCUACACAUCCAACAUGCAGGCCUGUGUGUGCAGCCCACGCUGCGUGAGCCCAGUGGCCAAGGCCACACUGGGGAGGUGGCAGUGACUCUGUGACAACCACAUGGCUUCCCCUGGGGCUGUGGCCGCAGUAAACCCUCAUCCUGGGCCUGGACUCUGGUCUUGUGCCCCUCCAUCCUGACACCCCUGUUUCUUUGUGUCUGUCUGCCUCUCCUGCAAACCCACUCCCUCCAGCACACGAGCAGCUCAGUCCCAACCCAAGUUCUGGUCCUUUUUGCCUUCAGAUUCAACAGCCUAGUCAGGUCCACAUGAACACAAAGUCAAAUCCACCUGGAUCUCAGGUCCAGCAAUGAGAUGGGACUCUUUUGCUCUAAGCCCCUUCCAAACUCCGGGGCCACCUGGUGUCUUGAUAUGAGUUGUCUUUCCCCUCCAGUUCCCCAUGUUCUGUCACCCAUGGCCUCUUGCCUGAACUCUAGACCCCCUGAAUCUUUUACUCCUGCAGCUGCUGGAGACCAGUUUUUGGGACCCCCCCUUUUGUCCACCACCCCACCCCAGCUCCUCCAGCUGGUUGCCAGUGGCUAAUUGUGGGUUCAUAGAAGGACUUCACUGGACCAAUGCCCCAUGACCUUGCCACCAGAACAGGUGGGAGACUAGGAGCAAUGAGCACACAUCUGGGCCUUGACAGUUCUGCCCUCCAGACACAACAGCGGUCAUUGUCUUUCAUCGUGGAAUACAUCCUCCUCCAGCCAACUGGAGAUGACUCAUUGAGACCCUGUGAUGGGCUCUGACCUAGAAGUUAUUACUAAUACACUCACACCUGAGGAAAUGGCAGCACAGGGAAAACUGCACUAUCCCCAAGGCCAUGGAGUUAGUUGUUAUAUCAGAAGGUGUUAACACAACCUGAGGGAGGAUGGAGGAACAAUCUGGAAACACAUGGGGUUCUUCCCCUGAGGACUGAAAGGUAGCAGAGCUGCUUCUUGCAUGUUGGCCACGAAAAAGAGAGGAAGAGAGACAGAUGAGCUGUCCCCAUGGGUGUCUUCCUUUUUCUGUUGAAUUCCAUCCAGUCCCCCCAAGGCCCUGCGGUGGGCUGCCGCAAAAGAGGCCCAGGCUCUGAGCCAAUGCAUCCUGCCUCCACCUCCCCCAGGUGACCUCAGCAGGGAACUGGAGCCCAGGGGCUGCUAUGUCAGCCAUGCUUGGCCAUGGUCAGCCAGGAGUGGGCUGUGCUCGCUGGAUGGCCUGAGUGUGUGGACUGGAGGUUCAGCAUCCCUGCUCUCAUUCUUACUAGGAAGCUCCUGGGUUUCUCUUCUCCCUUGUAGAGCAGAAAGAACAGUCCAUACAACCCAUAUUUGCCGGAGGGUGGGACAGCUCUUAAGCCUAAACAAGUGAACAAUCAGGAAGGCCAAGAUAAAAUCAUGUUCUGAGGUAUUGUGGGAUGAGGGACGGAAAGUGAUGUUGCACAAAGAGGAGAAACAGGGACUCACAUCUAGUAACUUAUCUGGCCAGGGUUUGUGUUAUCACAUAGUCUGGCUGUCUUCUAAAAUUUCUCUUCUGAUGUAACAAGCCAAGGAGAGGGCAGUGUACAUGGCUGAGUCAUGAACUGCCAGGAAAGAAACAACCCAACACCACAGCUUGCAAGAAUAAACACUUAUUGUCUCACAGCAUCAGGAAUCCAAGAGGGGCUGAGCCUGUUCUUGCUCAGGGUGUCUCUUCUGAUUCCUCCUUACAUUAUUGGCCAGGACCAAAGUUUCCCCAUCCAAGCUCACUCAUGUGACUAUUGGUGGGAAGUCUCUGUGGGCCUAAUCCGAGGGCUAAAUAAACAUGACUUCCAAGGAAAGGAGGGUGGAGGGGUGGGGAGGAGAUAGGGAGGACUCUGGAAAGGUUGAGCGGGUUCUAGGUAAUGAGUGUUCUCCUUUCUCUGCCCUUCACUAUUACACAAUUCUUAAUCAGAUGUGAUGGAGAGAGUGGCAUGAUCUGGCCUAAGGAGUCCAGAGCCUAUCAUCCCCUGUUAUAAGUGAAACAGCUGGUUCUGGAGGGUUCUAGAAGAUGCUGCCUUAGAUGGCCUAGGCUUUGCUUUCUUGCAAUUUCCCUUCCUUUCUCUCGGUCCCUGGAAAGCACUGUGCCACACAGCACCCUGUAUACAUGGCGCCUGCAGAAUCCACAGGGGUGGCAGAGAAAUGAGACAGAAGGAGCCUGGCUUCAGGACAGGCUGAAGCUACAAUGCCAAACCACUUUAGCAUGCAAGAGUCCAUUUAGCAUGCAAGUAUUGUAUCCUCAAUUCAACUCAAUAAUGUAAUUAAAUAUGUAUUCAACGGUG
Molecule: messenger RNA, 3756 nt
Organism: Perognathus longimembris pacificus (Pacific pocket mouse)
Lineage: Eukaryota; Metazoa; Chordata; Mammalia; Rodentia; Heteromyidae
Product: serine protease inhibitor A3N-like
Exons: 5
Coding region: 137-1414 (425 amino acids)
Biological process (GO): negative regulation of endopeptidase activity
Molecular function (GO): serine-type endopeptidase inhibitor activity
Source: RefSeq, a predicted model, not a curated record